AUGGACAGGAAGGCCAACCGGAAGCGGGAGGCAGCACAUCAGCAGCCACGUCGGAGGGACCCACCUCUACCACCACCUGCAGACGCCGGUCGGACGCGUCGACAGAACAGACCAGGCCCACCUGGCCCGGCCGAGCCCGAGCAGGCUCGUGAAGUUCCGUCACCAUGCGCAACGUACGCGCCGCUGACCUCGCCGCCCCCAACUCCAGCCGCACCUUCGUCCGCCCAGAACAACACCGCUGGACAGGGAGCCGGCCCGCCCGGACCCAGAUGGGGCCCGAAGGGCCCAGAUUUGGGCCAGGCGAGCUCUGCCCCGAGCCGUUGCGCCGUCCCGCGACCAAGGGGCCACGCCACCGCCUCGUCACUACCCGCCGUCGCGCCGCCUGGAAGGAGGCGCUGCCGCCGGAAGCCCACCGGCCUGGGAGCACCACCACCUGCUGAGGAGACCCCGCGUCUCCCCUACACGCGCGCGGGGAAGGAAGCUCCGCCGCCGCCGGCACCGCGCGGCCUUUGCCCGGCGGCCUGCGCCGACGGUGGUGGCGGGGAGGGGCGGAGAGGAGCUCGGGCGCUAGGGUUGGUCGCCCUCCCGUCGCCCGCGGGGAGCGACGCGGAGGGCCGAAACGUUGAUUCCAAGGCUUAUGUAAUUUAA
Molecule: messenger RNA, 648 nt
Organism: Lolium perenne
Lineage: Eukaryota; Viridiplantae; Streptophyta; Magnoliopsida; Poales; Poaceae
Source: RefSeq, a predicted model, not a curated record